Messenger RNA from Aspergillus novofumigatus IBT 16806, 1440 nucleotides. RefSeq lists its product as uncharacterized. The transcript is spliced from 3 exons. The record is from RefSeq and is a predicted model, not a curated record. Bases 337 to 1398 code for a protein of 353 amino acids. Gene Ontology annotation, biological process: tRNA wobble uridine modification. Gene Ontology annotation, cellular component: elongator holoenzyme complex. Lineage: Eukaryota; Fungi; Ascomycota; Eurotiomycetes; Eurotiales; Aspergillaceae.
GCUUUCAAUACGAGCUUAUUGCAAUUACUAGAAGUUAGAGCAAGGAGAUAUCUGAGAUAAAAAGCCUGCAGAACGUCUAGAUUCGCUCGAGCGCAGCAUUGGAAUCGCAUGAUAUUCAUACCAGCUGCCUGAGGCAAGAGACAGGCUUGGCAUCGACGCGGAUAUCGACCAAUCAGUCAUAUUUGCUAUACAACGUCAUCUCCCCGAUAGUAACAAUAUCGAAAUAAAUUCCCGCACAAUUACGGUACUCUCAGAUAGGGAUCAUCUGGGACUUACGAAUACCAAUUUUGAUUGCGCUCACGGGUGCAACACCCCGGAGAAAAUUGUCGCUUGAUCAUGCCCUCCCAACCGGCAGUACCACCCCUCUUAACGCCAUAUGUAACGUCCCUCCCUCACUCCUCACUCACCGUCUUGUCCUCAGUACUAGACGCAACGGGCAAUUGGCUUGUCCUGCGAUUCCUCUAUGCUGCACUAAGCGCGCCGUCCAACUCCCACGUCGCGUUCGGUAGCGAUGGCGUUGAUGGGCGGGAAAAGCGCAAAGUCGUGCUUGUAAGUUUUUUGCGGGGUUGGGAAUUUUGGAGGACAGAAGCAAAGAGACUCGGUUUGGAUCUUGCGCGCCUGACUGACAAGGGCCAAUUCGCCUUUGUUGAUGGACUCUCGGAACUCUUUUACGCACCUUCGGCGCCCCAAAGAUCACCAGCGCCACCCUCUUCGCCAUCUGCCAUUCCUCCAAGGACUGUCCUCCCUCUACGCACAUCCCCAGGCGCUGUGCCGGGACGAGCUCCGCAACCUCUGCCGCGACCGAGCCCCACGGUCCCGAGUACAGCAUCGACGGAGAAUGGACGUACGAAACGACUACAUUUCUCCGGCAGCGGGUUCGCGGCCCUUGACACCCUCGAGAAUGACAUCGCGAAUGUGAUCGAGCAGCUCCAAACCUCGAAAGACGGAGAUGAAGGGGAACCCGAAGUACUAUUGGUCAUUGACCAACCGGACAUGCUACUGGCCGCUACGGGGCCGAACAAGGGUAUAGGCGCUACGGAACUGGGGGAAUGGGUCAUGGGACUACAAGAGCAUGCUUAUGCGACGAUCCUGACGCUUUCCGCCGAUUCGCCGUUAAUACACAAUGCAUCAACGUCCGCCUCGCAAUCGGCGACGCCAUUGGAGAUGGAGCAUGCCGCAUUUGCCAUUGGAUCGGCUCAUCGGGCGGAGAUGGUCAUGCAACUGCGCAGUUUGGAAACGGGUGCGGCCAGGGACGUCAGUGGAGUGCUGAGGAUAAGCAAAGGAGGCGCCUGGGGUAGAGGUGCAAAGACAGGUGCUGAGGGGGAUUGGGAAGAGAAAGAAGUGCUGUACUUCAUUCAAAGAGACGGAGGUGUCAGGAUCUUCGGAAGAGGAGAAUAAAAGUGUUGCCUCAGUUGUUGAUGGGAGGAUUGUCUCUUCCGG